Hypomesus transpacificus is the source of this 1888-nucleotide messenger RNA. It is a transcript of the gene adgrg4a, whose product is annotated as adhesion G protein-coupled receptor G4a. Gene Ontology annotation, cellular component: membrane. Gene Ontology annotation, molecular function: G protein-coupled receptor activity. The record is from RefSeq and is a predicted model, not a curated record. Lineage: Eukaryota; Metazoa; Chordata; Actinopteri; Osmeriformes; Osmeridae. The transcript is spliced from 8 exons. Gene Ontology annotation, biological process: cell surface receptor signaling pathway; adenylate cyclase-activating G protein-coupled receptor signaling pathway. The coding region runs from base 316 to 1146 and encodes 276 amino acids.
UACUGGGACUUCCAGAAAAACAAUGGGCAGGGGGGCUGGAGCAGUGAAGGCUGUGAGACAGAGAGCAGCUCUGCUUAUCUGACCAGCUGUCGCUGUAAUCACCUGACACACUUUGGUGUGCUCCUGGAUGUGUCCAGGACACCCAUUAGUGAAGUGGACCGCCAGAUCCUGUCCAUCAUCUCCUACCUGGGCUGUGGUGUGUCCUCCAUCUUCCUGGGCAUCAGUCUGCUGACUUACACUGCCUUUGGGAAGUUGCGUAAAGACUACCCGUCCAAGAUCCUACUCAACCUAUCAGGGGCUCUGCUGGGGCUCAACAUGGUCUUCCUGCUCAACUCCUGGCUCUCAUCCUUCAACAACUAUGGCCUCUGCAUCACCACUGCAGUCACCUUGCAUUACUUCAUGUUGGCAUCCUUCACUUGGAUGGCUCUGGAGGCCGUCCACAUGUACUUUGCUCUGGUCAAGGUCUUCAACAUCUACGUCCCCUUCUACAUUCUCAAGUUCUGCGCCCUUGGCUGGGGCCUUCCCCUGGUGAUUGUCAGCCUAGUCCUGGCGAUAGACAUGGAUGCCUACGGCAAUGACUUGUCCAGGAAGUCUACAGACGACAUGCAGAAUUCUGAAUCAUUCUGCUGGAUGCAGAACAAUGUGGUCUUCUACAUCACAGUGUUGGCCUUUGUUCUGCUCGUCAUGCUGAUAAACCUUUCUGUGUUUACCGUGGUUCUGGUUCAAAUCCGCAACAUGCGGACCAACAAACCUGCUGGAAACAAGGGGAGCAUACUGCAGGACUUGCGAGCGGCAGCCAGCCUCACCUUUCUGCUGGGUCUCACUUGGCCACUAGCCUUCUUUGCCUUGGGUCCGGCCAAAGUACCGCUGCUCUAUUUUUUCUCCAUCCUCAACAGUCUUCAGGGGUUCUUCAUCUUUGUGUUCCACUGUCUGAUGAAAGAGAAUGUUCGGAAGCAGUGGAGAAUCCACUUGUGCUGUGGCAGAUUCAGGCUUAAUGACUAUUCAGACUGGAGUCAUUCUGUGACAUUAGGCGACAGGUCCAAGCAGAACCAGUUGGUGAACUCCCCUUCUUUGAGGUCUGUAGACACCAGUUCCAGCAGGAAGAUCUCUGACUCGUCCACUGGUUCUGCGCCAGUCCACUUCUAGGGGGAAAAGAAGGGAUCAGAUUUCUGAGCGGUUAGGGAGUUGGACUAUUAAUCAGAAGGUUGUUGGUUCGAUUCCCGGACAUGCAAAAUGACGUUGUGUCCUUGGGCAAGGCACUUUACCCUACUUGCCUGGGGGGGGAAUGUCCCUGUGCUUACUGUAAGUCGCUCUGGAUAAGAACGUCUGCUAAAUGACUAAAUGUAAAUGUAAGUCACUUUGGAUAAAAGCGUCUGCUUAAUGAAUAAACGUAAUGUAAUGUAAUGUAAACGUAAUGUAAUGUAAUGUGAGUCCAGGAUUUGUCUUGACUUCUCAUCUUCAGUAAGCUGUUAAAGCUUCAGUACAAUAAAACAACAUGGAUACAUGGAAUACUUUAGCCAUGGCACUAAAAACGCUAAAAAUUUAAUGUCUGUGUCUAACUAAAAAACAAGCUUAUUUGUACAGUUUAUUGUUAAUUGUAACAGUGCCUUUUUUGUUUCAUCUUCUUUUUGGAUAAAGAGACUGUUUACUGUGUAUAUGAAAGUGGUAUUUUAAUUUAAAUGUGGAUCAUGAAUUGAAGUUAAUUUAGUCCAUUAGCACAUACAUGUAAUAAAGUGAUAAGUUAUGGUGGUUGCUGUUAAAUCCUAGUAUCAAUAUAUUUAUUAGCUUUAGAUACAAUUCAAAAGUAAGUCAAAAUAACUUAAAUAAAAGUAUUUUCAAUUAUGUUACUACUGGCUUUCUGGGAGUAGAAUAGCUUGUUUUGCAUUUU